Molecule: messenger RNA, 795 nt
Organism: Symbiodinium pilosum
Lineage: Eukaryota; Dinophyceae; Suessiales; Symbiodiniaceae
Source: the annotation of a GenBank genome assembly
GACUACAUCGAGGUUCUCAAGGAUAUUCGAGUCGUGAUUAUGAUCUUCCAAUACAGUGCCUGCUUUGGAAGCCCCGCAGCAAUCAAGAACCGAGCUUGCUAUGCAGCCAGGAACAACCAGCUGGCGACACAUUUCAGGACUUACUUCCAGAUGGCGGCAGGUGAUGCGUCGGCUCUGGCUGGAGCGUUCGGACUCAUGAACCUUUUUGCUCGAUCCCUUGGCGGAAUCACUAGCGACCUGAUGUACAAGCACUUUGCGUUCCGCGGGCGCAUUUGGGCCCAGUUCUUGGCGCUUUUCUUCGAAGCGGUGUUCCUGUUCGCGUUCGGCAAUGUCGAUAAUUCCCAACCUUGGUAUGUGGCAUUGGCCGUGCUGGUGUGCUUCUCCCUGUUUGUUCAGAUGGCCGAAGGGACUUCGCCGCUUGGCUGCUCAUCCACACGCGUCCCAUUGUUAAUUGUUUCGAUCGACAUCAAUUGGAUUGCCCUAAUUAUUGCCAGGUACGGUAUCGUGCCGUUCAUGAACAGGAAACAACUCGCGGUAGUGUCUGCGCUUGUGGGAGCUGGAGGGAACCUGGGUGCAGUGAUCGCGGGUUUCUGCUUCUACAAGCCCAUCCAGGAUGCAUUGACGCCAUUCAAAGUCCACGCCGGUUACGUCAUGUUCUGGGCAUUGCUGAGCCCGUGCUACUACUGGUCCGAGUACGGCGGGAUGUUUGUGGGCCCAGCAGCAACCUCCGAAAAGAGCAAAGGCCAGAUCAGCGACUCCGAGAUGUCAACGGAGGCACCAAGCGAGCGCUGUUAG